Nerophis ophidion (straightnose pipefish) is the source of this 1017-nucleotide messenger RNA. RefSeq names its product probable G-protein coupled receptor 34. The transcript is spliced from 2 exons. Gene Ontology annotation, biological process: G protein-coupled receptor signaling pathway. Lineage: Eukaryota; Metazoa; Chordata; Actinopteri; Syngnathiformes; Syngnathidae. Bases 1 to 1017 code for a protein of 338 amino acids. Gene Ontology annotation, molecular function: G protein-coupled purinergic nucleotide receptor activity. Gene Ontology annotation, cellular component: membrane. The record is from RefSeq and is a predicted model, not a curated record.
AUGACGGCCACUGACCCCCAAGAGUCCUGCGUGCACGAUCACACCAAUGUGGGCUACGUCCUGGCGGUGUGCUACUCCAUCAUCUUUGUCCUGGGUCUAAUUGGGAAUGUGGUGGCUCUGUGGGCUUUCUUCCGAGUUGACAGCAAGCGCAACUCGGUGUGGGUGUUCCUCAUCAACCUGGCGUUCGCCGACCUGCUGCUGAUAUUCUGUCUGCCCUUCAGGAUCUUCUUCCACAGCGAAGGGAACCGCUGGAUGCUGGGAGCCACGCUGUGUAAGGUGGUCACCUACGUCUUCUACAUGAACAUGUACAUCAGCAUCACCCUGCUGGGGCUGAUCAGCGUCAAUCGCUACAUGAAGAUCCACCAGGGGAUUCGGAGCCAUAACAGACUGCUGUCCACCAAGUGGAGCGUCGUCAUCUGCGCAGCGAUUUGGAUCAUGGCCCUGGUCAUGGAUGCAGUCUUUAUCGCAACAAGUUCAUCACAGAGCCACAAGUGUUACCAGUACAAACGGCUCCAAAACGCCAAGUGGAAGGCGUACAUCAACGUGUUUCUGCUGGCGCUCUACUGGCUGGCGUUCAUCUCCCUGGUGGUCUCGUACGUGAAGAUCCACCGUAAGCUGCGGAACAUAUGGCACACGCCCAACGCUCAGUGCUAUUCGCGAACGGCAUGGAAGUCUCUCUUCAUCCUCUUCGUCUUCACCAUCUGCUCGGCGCCUUAUCACGUGGUCCAAGCGUUCUACAUCAGAACCACGAUCACGGACACUUCCUGUUACUGGAGGAACGUCGUCAAUCUGGCAGUGGAGACCACGCUGCUCCUCUCGUCCCUCAACGCCUGCCUGGAUCCCAUCAUGUACUUCAUAUUGGCAACGUCCAUGAGGAAGGAGGUGCAGCGGAUAAUGAGCAUUGUGUUCGGUGUAAAGGAAGCUCCGGGAUUGAGCUCUAGCAGCUCCACCAUAGAACUGGAUGAGAAAACUGCAAAGGCUGACGGUAAAAAAAACAUCCCAGCUACUUUGCAAUAG